Molecule: messenger RNA, 1422 nt
Organism: Amyelois transitella
Lineage: Eukaryota; Metazoa; Arthropoda; Insecta; Lepidoptera; Pyralidae
Product: ecdysone-induced protein 78C-like
Exons: 9
Coding region: 1-1422 (473 amino acids)
Biological process (GO): regulation of DNA-templated transcription
Molecular function (GO): nuclear receptor activity; zinc ion binding; sequence-specific DNA binding
Source: RefSeq, a predicted model, not a curated record
AUGGACGUGUGGAGUUGCCGCCCGCCCGCUGCAUGCGUCCGCGCACCGUCGCUGACCAUCGAGCCCUGCGAAGAUUUCGCCCUAACAUUUUUUGACAGCAAAGAGACGCCGGCGCCGCCGAAACAAGGUGUGUUUUACAUGAUUUAUGUAGUAUGCUUUUCGAUAUCCGGGGUGAACAAACAACAGUUCGCGGCAGACAGCGCCAGCGCGGGCAGCGGGAAGGCGGCGCCUUGCAAGGUCUGCGGAGACAAGGCUUCGGGGUACCACUACGGGGUCACCUCUUGCGAGGGCUGCAAGGGGUUCUUCAGGCGGAGUAUUCAGAAGCAAAUCGAGUACCGGUGCCUUCGAGACGGGAAGUGCCUCGUGAUCCGCCUGAACAGAAACCGCUGCCAGUUCUGCCGGUUUAAGAAGUGCUUGGCGGUCGGAAUGAGCCGAGACUCCGUGAGGUACGGACGUGUGCCAAAGAGACCUCGCGAGUCUGUGAGCCAAGAAGGCAUGCAAGAUCUAUCCAGGAAUGUGACAGUAGCGCCUGCGGUGCCGGGAAUAGAAGACGUUGACCCGGAGAGCAUUAGACUCAGCGUGAGCAAGGAACUGGCCAACUUGAUCACGGCGGCGCAUCGGAGUAACAACUCCUACACAGAAGAGCUGCGGCGCACUCUACAGCACCGCACCAUCGUCCUCAAAGUUGAAGACUCCGAUAAUGAAGGGAGCGUCGGGGAGGAUGGUGCUAGCUCUACAACCGACCGAGCCACCGACGUGCGAUCACUCCUGUGGUACAAUGUUGCAUUGCGAAUGACGCCGGCCGUCCAACAGGUCGUCGAGUUUGCCAAGCGAUUACCGGGCUUUCAUCAACUACCCCAGGAUGAUCAGCUCAUACUCAUAAAGCUGGGGUUUUUUGAAGUAUGGCUGACUCGCGCCUCGAGACUAUCUCCAGGGAACACCAUCGUUUUUGAUGACGGCACGGCACUGACGCACGCACAAUUGGAGAUUAUAUACGAUCCUCCGUUCGCGAACGCCAUGCUGCGGUACGUGCGGAAUAUGCUCAAGUUGAAGAUGUCUGAAGAGGAGAUGGCAAUGUAUGUCAGCACGCUGCUGCUGUGUCCGCAGAGACCCAACCUGGCCGACACCGAGCUCAUCACAACCAUGCACCGGACCGUGUCGGAAGCAUUCCAACAAAACACUAUAGCCGCCAGUCCAGGGGAGGCGUUCACGCGGCUCAACUCAUUCUCGAGCGCGAUGCAAGAGGUCCGCGUUCUGGGCCUCCGCCACAACGAGCUGUUACGAUGGUGCAGAGAACACUGGCCGCGUCUGGUCCUGCCGGCUCUCUUCUCAGAGAUCUUCGACAUUCCCAAAGCAGAAGACGAGGAUGCGAACGACCCCGAGCGCGUCGGAGACCCCUCACAGCCCAGCACCUCAAAAUAA